Molecule: messenger RNA, 2806 nt
Organism: Carya illinoinensis
Lineage: Eukaryota; Viridiplantae; Streptophyta; Magnoliopsida; Fagales; Juglandaceae
Product: probable inactive receptor kinase At5g58300
Exons: 3
Coding region: 545-2533 (662 amino acids)
Biological process (GO): protein phosphorylation
Molecular function (GO): protein binding; ATP binding; protein kinase activity
Source: RefSeq, a predicted model, not a curated record
CCAUUUGCGUUAAGUUCCUACUCCAUCAAUAGGGAUACUGCGUUCCUUGUUGGUCUGUGACGCUCUCGAGCCUGGAUUACUCUCUCUCUCUCUCUUUGUGCCAGAGAUAAAGUAGUCGGUGUUCUCUCCUUCUCUCAUCUUUAUCAUCCUUUAUUCUCUUUACUCUUCUUCUAUUCUUCCCCUUUCCUCUUUUUUAAUUUUUGGCAAUUAUCUCUCUCUCCGACAUAAAAUUCCUCCGAAUAUUUGUUUUAAAAAAGUAGUUUUUUAUUUGCUCAAAACGGCUGCUUCGGAAUGCUGAUGCCUGUAUCGGAGCAAAUUCUAAACUUCCAUGUGUUUGAGUUGCCAUGGUUGUAGCAGGAGCCAACCCAUUUGAGCUCUGCAGCUAAUUGGAUCUGAUAGCUAAAGCUGAAGUUACCACUUGGGUACCCUGACUUUCCUAAAUGCGGUCAGUUUUGGGUUUCUUUGAAGCUGUAAUGACCACAUCUGAACUCAACAAUUCGCAAAACCUCGUGGGAUGAAAAGCUAGCGAAAACUUUUCCUAUCCAUGUCUUCAGGAAAUUAUCAAGGUCUGCAGAAGCUGCAUUUUUGUUUUUACCAUCACUGUCAGAAGUCCUGUACCAAACAAUUGCCCAUGAGGCUCUACGGAACUUUUGCACUUACUUUCCUUUUCAUCAUAAUCGCUCUCCCACCCAUGGCGGUUGCUGACCUGAACUCAGAUAAACAAGCACUUCUUGACUUUGCUGUUACUAUUCCCCAUCGACGCAACCUCAGUUGGAACCCUACUACCCCUGUCUGCACAUCUUGGCUAGGCGUCAAUUGCACGCCAGAUGGCACCCGUGUACAUGCCCUCCGGCUCCCUGGGAUUGGGCUUGUGGGCCGCAUCCCUCCAAACACCCUUGGUAAGCUUGAUGCUCUCAGGAUUCUCAGCCUUCGAUCGAACCUUCUCAGUGGUAAUCUUUCUUCUGAGAUUACCUCCCUCCCUUCACUUCAAUACCUCUACCUCCAACACAAUAAUUUAUCUGGCGAGAUUCCUACCUCAUUUUCCCCUCAACUUAAUGUAUUGGAUCUUUCAUUCAAUUCCUUUUCUGGAAACAUCCCACAAACAGUACAAAACUUAUCGCAACUUACUGGUUUGAACCUCCAAAACAAUAACCUUUCUGGAACCAUACCAAAAAUUGAUCUCCCCAAGCUCAAGCGUUUGAACUUAAGCUACAACAAUCUUAAUGGCUCUGUUCCAUCAUCCCUUCAAAAGUUUUCUAAUUCAUCUUUCUUGGGAAAUUCUCACUUAUGUGGACCACCUCUAAAAGCUUGCUUCCCGGCACCUCCUCCUCCUAAUUUGUCUCCACCCCCACCCUUAGUUCCUUCAAAUAAAAGCUCCAAAAAGAAAUUGUCUAUGGGAGCUAUAAUUGCCAUUGCAGUUGGAGGGUUUGCGCUGCUGUUUCUGUUUGCUCUAAUUAUUGUUCUCUGCUGUCUAAAGAAAAAAGAUCGUGAAGGCACUGGUGCAUCAAAAGGAAAGGCUUUAAGUGGUGGAAGGAGUGAGAAGCCAAAAGAAGAGUUUGGUAGUGGAGUGCAGGAACCUGAGAAAAACAAACUUGUUUUCUUUGAAGGUUGUUCUUAUAAUUUUGAUCUAGAAGAUCUACUGAGGGCUUCGGCUGAAGUGUUGGGAAAGGGUAGUUAUGGCACAGCAUAUAAGGCAGUUUUGGAGGAGGCAACAACAGUGGUGGUGAAAAGGUUGAAGGAAGUUGUGGUAGGGAAGAGGGACUUUGAACAGCAGAUGGAAAUCGUGGGUAUGGUUGGGCAGCACCCAAAUGUUCUGCCACUCCGAGCUUAUUAUUACUCAAAAGAUGAGAAGCUCCUGGUCAAUGACUAUGUCUCUGGUGGCAGCUUAUCUACACUAUUGCAUGGAAACAGGGGAGCUGGACGAACUCCAUUGGACUGGGACGCCAGAUUGAAAAUUUCCCUUGGAAUUGCAAGGGGAGUCGCCCAUGUCCAUUCUGUAGGUGGUCCAAAAUUCAUUCAUGGAAAUAUCAAGUCCUCAAAUGUCCUCCUCAACCAAGACCUUGAAGCAUGCAUUUCUGAUUUUGGUCUAACACCUCUUAUGAAUGUCCCUGCCACUCCUUCUCGGGGUGCAGGCUAUCGUGCUCCAGAGGUAAUUGAAACCCGUAAGCAUACCCAUAAAUCAGACGUGUACAGCUUUGGUGUCCUUCUCCUUGAGAUGUUGACUGGAAAAGCUCCACUCCAAUCACCAGGGCGUGAUGACUUGGUUGAUCUUCCUAGAUGGGUCCAGUCUGUUGUUAGGGAGGAAUGGACGGCGGAGGUUUUUGACGUUGAGUUGAUGAGGUACCAAAACAUAGAAGAAGAAAUGGUGCAGAUGUUGCAAAUUGCCAUGUCUUGUGUGGCAAAGGUGCCAGACUUACGACCUAACAUGGAUGAAGUUGUUAGAAUGAUAGAAGAAAUCCGACAAUCCGACUCAGAGAACCGGCCAUCUUCUGAAGAGAACAAAUCCAAAGACUCUAAUGUGCAGACUCCGUGAUUUUCAUAACUUUGUACCUGUUUGCUCUUAGGAAGCAACAUUGAACAUUUUAUUUGGACACAUGCCUAUUGAGGUUUUCCCAAGUGUAGGAAAAAAAAAAAAAACCCCUUAGGUUGCACGUAUAACGUGGUAGAGUGUGAAUGUUUCCAGUUGUGGGAUUCUUUUUUUAGGGAUGUUAUUUUUCCUCAUGAGGUGGGGUUUUUCUCAUUCAUGAUUUGUUGUAAUCUGUUUCUCGACGUUGUGAAUGAAUUAAUUAAUGAUCUUCUUAGUCAA